UUAUAUCAAUGUUGAUCCAGCUCCAGCCAAACACACAAAUUCACGAUUAUCAUCUAUCGCCAGAAACCCUAAUUCAGAGCUACAAAAUCACGAGAUAUAAGAUAUGGUCGGCCACGUUUCAGUGGAAGUAGCAAAGACGGUGAUUGAGGUCGCUGACGUGGCAUGGACCGCCGUGGAGAGCUGCCACCACCACCUCCACCACGACGGCCCGAAGCCAUCACCGCCAGAAUGGAAAGAAAGAUCUGAUUUUGAUAUCGAAUGUAUACGAGCGGAAAACGAACGACUUCGUCUAUUGCUUGAAAAAACCUCAAUCUUCUGCAGGAGAUAUCAAGUUCACCUACGUUGAUGCAUAAUUGCCCAUCCAAUCUGAAUGAUCGGAUUCUGGAUGCUGUUCAGUCGGAGAGCUUCGUGAAUGAGCUUGAAUUCCUCCGUCAAAACACUACCUGCACAUUUCCAUUUGAUGAGCCAUCUGGCACGGAUCUGGAGAACGCAGAAAUCUUGAUCAACAUGGAUCACGAAGAACCAAGUUGGUGGGUCUGGGUCUCUGAUGAUAUGGUCCCUAAAAAUACUGAAGAGAAGAGUGGAAUUGACAAUGAAAAUUAUGUAUUUGUAACUGAGGAGCAUGUGGUGGAUGGAGUUGCUACCUUUUUGGCUAGAUGCAUCUUGGCGAACCCAAAUUCAGUGAAUUUGCCUCCUUUGGAGCUACAGAAAGCCCUAAUGAAAGCUCUGAAAGGAAUGAAUAAAUUAGAGAAAAUGGUAGACAUUUGGCAUGCUGGAAAGCUAUUUUACACCCUAGCCAUGUGGGGGCUUGCCCUAGCGAGUUUAUACAAAGGUCGUGCUAUUCUGAGACUCGCUACACUUGGGGUUCACCACUCGAGCAAAGCAGCUCUGAAGAUCCUAUAAGAAUUGUCUUCUUUGAAUGCCAAAACUUUCCUCUAAUGUACAUGUGUAAGAAAGGUUGCCAGUGUUGGAUUGUUCUAUGUGUGUUCCUAUUAUUUGAUUUCUUCAUGUUCAACUUCUGUAUAUAUCUGCGUUCAUUGUCAAAUGUAUAUAAAGUGUGAACAAUUUGAUGGAAAUUCAGGCUCCAUUGCCAUGAUUAUGAUGUCUGAAA
Molecule: messenger RNA, 1111 nt
Organism: Salvia splendens (bonfire salvia)
Lineage: Eukaryota; Viridiplantae; Streptophyta; Magnoliopsida; Lamiales; Lamiaceae
Exons: 6
Coding region: 346-903 (185 amino acids)
Source: RefSeq, a predicted model, not a curated record